Molecule: messenger RNA, 3932 nt
Organism: Dipodomys ordii (Ord's kangaroo rat)
Lineage: Eukaryota; Metazoa; Chordata; Mammalia; Rodentia; Heteromyidae
Gene: Adamtsl4
Product: ADAMTS-like 4
Exons: 18
Coding region: 1-3303 (1100 amino acids)
Biological process (GO): extracellular matrix organization
Cellular component (GO): extracellular matrix
Molecular function (GO): metalloendopeptidase activity
Source: RefSeq, a predicted model, not a curated record
AUGGAGCCCCCUCUGCAGCUGGAGGCGGGCCCUGACUCUCCUGCUGCUGACUUCAAGAGCUUGGCCUUCAGCACAAUGUGUCGAGAUGAAUUUGACACCAAACUGGCUUGCUCUGCAAAUGCGAGGAAGCACUUGGCAUGUGGGCAAAAUCACCAGUGGCCACGCCAGCCAGGAGAGGCCCUGAGCAUGUUUUCAGCUCAGGUGUUGUCUGGACACUCUGUUCAGACUCCUCCAGAGGAGGGCCGGGUCCCUGAAGGGGUCUGGGGGCCCUGGGACCAGUGGGCCUCUUGCUCCCAGCCCUGUGGGUUAGGGGUACAACGCAGAAGCCGGACAUGUCAACUUCGCCCAGGCCUGCCUUUACCUCCCCGACCCCCAAGACAUCCAGAAGCCCUCCGCCCACGGGGUCAGCGUCCUGGAGCCCAGGCUUCCAGAGAAAGCCACCCCCUUUAUAGGCCGCAGCCCCGGGGAAGGGGUGGCCCACUUCGAGGUCCUGCUUCCCAGCCAGGGAGAGAGGAGACCCCAGAGAUGCAAGGAAGCCGGAGGUCCCGAGUUCGAGAUCCCAUCAAGCCAGGAAUGUUUGGUUAUGGGAAAGUGCCCUUCGCCUUACCUCUGCAUCGAAGCCGCAGGCACCCUCAGAGGCCCCCCCGGCUUGCGCCCCCCGAGUCCUCCUCCAGAGGCCCAGGGACCCUUCCAUCCCGGACUCCAGGAGAACACCUGUCCUCUACAAGCCCCCACCCCCACACCCAGCUCCCUCCUACAUACCCCCCAGCAGAGCCCCCACAGCCUGAAAUGAUUGUGACCCAGGUGGCGCCCAGGCCCAGCCCUGUCCCCACACAGCCCCAGCCCAAAGCCCAGGCCUUUAGCACGGGCCUGCCCUUGCCUAACUCUUCCUCUGGAGAAAGUAGCUCCCUUCAGCCAAGAGUGCCAAGUUCCCGGGGCAGGGCCAGUCCCCAGGCAGUAAGGACACGCACUGACCCUUUUCGCUCUGUCCCUCGGAGCCAAGGCCAGCAGGGCCAAGGGCCCUGGAGACCAAGUGGUCAUCCUCGUGGGUCUGUGGUGGAGCCUGCCCCUCGCCACCCACAUGGGUGGUUGCCUCUGCUGAGUUCUGGCCCCGACUCCAGCUCCCUCUGGAGCCUCUUUGCUCCCAGUAGCCCUGUCCCAAGAUGCUCUGGGGAGAGCGAGCAGCUGAGAGCCUGCAGCCAAGCGCUCUGCCCCCCUGACCAGCCAGACCCCCGGGCUCUACAGUGUGCAGCCUUUGACUCCCAGGAAUUCAUGGGCCAGCUGUACCAAUGGGAGCCCUUCACUGAAGUUCAAGGUUCCCAACGCUGUGAGCUGAACUGCCGCCCCCGGGGCUUCCGCUUCUACGUGCGUCACACCGAAAAGGUCCAGGAUGGGACCCUGUGUCAGCCGGGAGCCCCUGACAUCUGUGUGGGCGGACGCUGUCUGCGCCCUGGCUGUGAUGGGAUCCUCGGCUCUGGCAGGCGUCCGGAUAGCUGUGGAGUCUGUGGGGGUGACGAUUCUACUUGCCGCCUCAUUUCGGGGAACCUCACUGACCGGGGAGGCCCGCUGGGCUAUCAGAAGAUCCUGUGGAUUCCAGCUGGAGCCUCCCAACUCCAAAUUGCCCAGCUCCGGCCCAGCUCCAACUACCUUGCACUUCGAGGCCCUGGGGGCCGCUCCAUCAUCAAUGGGAACUGGGCUGUGGAUCCCCCAGGGUCCUACUCGGCUGGAGGGACUGUGUUCCACUAUAACCGGCCUCCUCGGGAGGAGGGCAAGGCGGAGAGUCUGUCAGCUGAGGGCCCCACCACCCAGCCUGUGGAUGUCUAUAUGAUCUUUCAGGAGGACAAUCCAGGUGUUUCUUAUCAGUAUGUCAUUUCUGCACCUCCUCCAGUCCUCCAGAGCCCCACCACAGAGCCCCCCAUCCCCCACCUUCAGCUUGAGAUGCUAAGGGAGGAGCCUCCCCCUGCACCAGCACCCCGCCCAGCCCGGAGCCCAGGUACCCUUCAGCGGCAGGUGCGGAUUCCCCAGAUGCCCGCCCCGCCUGAUCUCAGGACAGCCCCGGGGUCUCCAGCCGGGUACUGGAAACGAGUAGGACGCUCUGAGUGCUCUGUGUCCUGUGGCAAAGGUGUCUGGCGCGCCAUUUACCUCUGCGUUUCCCGUGAGUCAGGACAAGAACUGGAUGAACACAGCUGUGCUGUGGGUGCCAGGCCCCCAGCCUCAUUUGAACCCUGCCAUGGCCCCCCAUGCCCUCCAUACUGGGAGGCUGGCGAGUGGACAUCCUGUAGCCGCUCCUGUGGCCCCGGCACCCAGCACCGCCAGCUGCACUGCCGGCAGGAGUUUGGGGGCGGUGGCUCCUCGGUGCCUCCUGAGCGCUGUGCACAUCUCCCCCGGCCCAACAUCACCCAGUCUUGCCAGCUACGCCUUUGUGGCCACUGGGAGGUUGGCUCCCCCUGGAGCCAGUGCUCUGUUCGAUGUGGUCGAGGCCAGAGGAGCCGGCAGGUCCGCUGUGUUGGAAACAACGGGGAUGAAGUGAGCGAGCAGGAGUGUGCGUCAGGCCCGCCCCAGCCCCCCAGCAGAGAGGCCUGCGACAUGGGGCCCUGCGCCACAGCGUGGUUCCACAGCGACUGGAGCGCCAAGUGCUCAGCCGAGUGUGGGACAGGGAUCCAGCGCCGGUCUGUGGUCUGCCUCGGGAGUGGAGACAGCGUGAAGGAGGGCCAGGGUGAAGCCGGAGUAGGAGCCAGCGAGCAGAGCUGUCCUCCAGGAAGCCGCCCCCCUGACAUGCGCGCCUGCAGCUUAGGCCCCUGUGAAGUGACCCGGCGCUGGUACACUGGGCCCUGGGGUGAGUGCUCCUCAGAAUGUGGCUCUGGCACUCAGCGUCGAGAUGUCAUCUGUGUGUCCAAACUGGGGGCUGAGUUCAAUGUGACUUCUCCUAGCAACUGUUCCCACCUUCCCAGGCCCCCUGCCCUGCAGUCCUGUCAAGGCCAGGCCUGCCAAGACCGAUGGUUUUCUACACCCUGGAGUCCAUGCUCUCGCUCCUGCCAAGGAGGUGUGCAGACAAGGGAGGUGCAGUGCUUGAGCACAAACCAGACUCUCAGUGUCCGAUGCCCUCUUCACUUACGACCUGCCAAGAAACGACCCUGUAAUAGCCAACCCUGCAGCCAACGCCCUGAUGAUCAAUGCAGGGACAGUUCUCCACACUGCCCCCUGGUGGUACAGGCUCGGCUCUGCGUCUACCCCUACUACACAGCCACCUGCUGCCGUUCUUGUGCCCAUGUCCUGGAGAGGUCUUCCUUGGAGCCUGCCUGAAAUGGGACAUGGGGCCCUCUCCUUGUGGUUUCUCAUGCCAGCAUUGGUCAACCAUCCAUCAGCCCACUCUGUACCCCCUGGCUCUCUGGCCUGUCCCAGUCUCACCGGGGAUGUCCUCCAAGGUGACUUGAGAGUAGCUUGGAGGCCACAGCAUGGUUGACAGCGUGGUUAUGGUGCAGUGAUGUGUGUGCACAUAUGCCCGCCAAGUGACUGGCCUGCAUGGGUGUAUGCCCUCAUUUAUGUGUAUCACUUUCCCUAAAGUAGGGAAAUGAGUCUGCAAAGCUGUUCGUGAAGCAAGGUUGUAGCUCCUUUCUAAUCCAAGACCCUUCAAGUGUGUUCUCCCCAUCUUUUCCAGUUUUGUGCCCUAAACCUCAUUUCUUGUCUCCAGGCCCUACGUCUUUGAAGCUGACCUUUUGUCUCUUAUCCCCAUAUCCCCCUCCCUAGUUUCUCUAGGGGAUAUUAGCCAGGGAUGGGAGCUGGCCACUUCCAGACCUACCUUACUUAGAGCAGGGACCAGCUGGCAGAGGUUGCAUAAGACACCCUCGCCCAGCCCUGCUCCUCCCACUUCCUAAAAUGGUUCCCAACCCAGAAGUAAUUUAUUUUUUAUUAAAGUUGAUUGUGACAAAUGA